This is a messenger RNA of Cantharellus anzutake, 1032 nucleotides long. Its product is annotated as ADP-ribosylation factor family-domain-containing protein. Bases 172 to 717 code for a protein of 181 amino acids. Gene Ontology annotation, molecular function: GTP binding; GTPase activity. Lineage: Eukaryota; Fungi; Basidiomycota; Agaricomycetes; Cantharellales; Hydnaceae. The record is from RefSeq and is a predicted model, not a curated record. Gene Ontology annotation, biological process: vesicle-mediated transport; intracellular protein transport. The transcript is spliced from 5 exons. Gene Ontology annotation, cellular component: plasma membrane; cytoplasm.
UUUGUAGAUUUCAACGUGGCGAGGCAAGCGCCCCCUGAUUUUCUGGGAUAAUUUGAACACGGCGACACGUCAACUUAAUUGUAUAAAUCCGCCUCGGCUGAACCCGGCCUUUCUCAAAAGGUUCCUCUUCAAACACCUCGCUCUCAAUUAUCAGCCUCGUUACUCUUCAUCAUGGGUCUUUCAGUUUCCCGACUUCUUAGCACCCUUUUUGGGAAGAAGGAAAUGCGUAUCCUAAUGGUUGGUCUCGAUGCUGCCGGUAAGACCACCAUCCUGUACAAGCUCAAACUCGGCGAGAUCGUCACAACUAUUCCAACCAUCGGUUUCAACGUCGAGACCGUUGAAUAUAAAAACAUUUCAUUCACUGUGUGGGACGUUGGUGGACAAGAUAAGAUUCGUCCAUUGUGGAGGCAUUACUUCCAAAACACUCAGGGAAUUAUUUUCGUCGUCGAUUCUAAUGAUCGUGAACGUGUGUCUGAAGCCCGAGAGGAGCUGCAGCGCAUGUUGAACGAGGACGAACUCCGUGAUGCUCUACUCCUCGUUUUCGCCAACAAGCAGGAUCUUCCGAAUGCGAUGAAUGCCGCUGAAAUCACUGACAAACUGGGGCUCCAUGGCUUGAGGCAGAGGACGUGGUACAUCCAGGCUGCGUGCGCGACAAGUGGGGAUGGGCUGUACGAGGGUCUCGAAUGGUUGGCAACCAACAUCAAGCGACGUGUUUAGAGCCAGUCAAUUAUUGGCAUCCUUUUUCGCCUCAAUAGUGAUUUACUGUCCAUGGGGUAUCGGUCUCAAGCGACAGUUAGUCCCGACGCUAAAAGGAUCACGGCCACUUGUUUCUUCAUGUUUUUACCUUGUCUCUCGAAAUUCACGUUUCUCGCACCAUAUUUAUUGUGGAUUUGAGCCUGGACGCUUCAUCGUUAAUCAAGUUAGACAUUUUCUCCAAGAUGCCACCAAAGGUCUUGAUUAGCAUGGGAUUGUAAAUUCGAUGGAAUGGUCAACAAGUCCACACAACGGAAGGACCUGGUACCUGCCCAAUGC